AUGGACCAGUCGAAGCGCGGUCCAAGGGCGGGCGACGCGGAGGUCGUGGAUACGGCGAGCAUUCCGGCGGGCAUUGCCUCGGGUGCCGCGGAAAGAAACUCAGAGAAGGGCGGGAUGGCGGAGAGGGAUGCGGAGGGUGGCGAGCGGGCGGAGAAGGCGGAGAGGGCCGCGGAGAAGGGGGCGGAGGCGGCGGGAGGGGGGAUCGGCGCAGCGGACGAGCUGAGGGCGCGCGUGGGCCGUCGGAUGGCGAAGAAGAUCAAGAAGGUGGUGGCGGCGGGCAAGGGCGACGCGAAGCACUACUACGACGUGUACGGCGCGCAGGUAGGCGCGCGGUGGGGGGGGGGAGGAGGGGGCGGGGGGGCGGGGGAAGAGAGAGGGGGGGGGGAGGGACAGGGGGCGCGUGCAGAGCUGGAGCUGCGCCCGCCUGUGUCUAAGGGCGCAGAGCAGCGCGCCAAGCCUCUCAGCUUCACUGUAACUCUGAUACAAGCCGCUGGUAUCAAGGGUGGUGGUGCUGCUGGUGCAGGAAAAUAUUUCUUUCCCCUCCUUUUUCCUCAUUUCCGCCUCUCCCCUUUCCCCGCUUUCUCCCAUUCCCCCAUUUCCCCCCUUUCCCCCAUUUUCCCCCUUUCUCCCCCUCCCUCCUCACCCGCCCUGGCAGAACAAGCCGCUGGUAUCAAGGGUGGUGGUGCUGCUGGUGCCAGGAAUCGAUGCCCAUACCUUCCACUCCCACCCAGACCUCUUCCCGAACCUGCACCGCUGCUUCGGCGGCAAAUCUCUGCCGUUGAAGGCUGUGAGCCCCCAUUCCCCCAUCCGCCCAUCCCUUCAUCCCCCCAUCCCCCCAUCCACCCAGCAGCAACGGUAUCAGACACCAUGAAGGCCAUGUUUGCACGACCCGUUGCUCUCAAGAAAAGCACCAGCUCGUCGCCUGCCAAAUCAGCAGCUGCCACGUCAGCACAUGCGGACAGCAGGGCAGGAGCAGGUGUGACAAACGGUCCCCCUCUCCCUCCCGAGCACUACCUGCUGACGUGGCGCCAGCUGAAAGAAAACAAUUUUCCGCUGCCCGUGGUGGCGGGCAACAAGGGGCGAGACGGGCAGGAUGGGAAAGAGGCUGCCCGGAAAGCAGGUGGCAGCAUCUCACUUGCUGAUGGCUCGGCUGUUCCUCCUCCAGGUCAGAUUGCAAUCUUUCCAGGUCAGAUUGUAACCUUUCCAGGUCACGUCUCAGGGAGGGAUGCAGGGGGAAGAGGGGGAAAGGCAGGCAGAAGAGAGGUGAGAGGGGGCAAGGAGCAGCAGAGGGGGUACCAUCGUUUGAGACGUCUCAAAACGAGGGAGGACCAUCGGUUGGUGGCUGUUGACUGUGAGAUGGUGAGUGCCAUGCACGGAGGGAUGCAGACAUGGGUGGGGUGGGGAAAGAAGGAAGUGGGGGUCAGUCAGAGGGGGGGUCAGUCAGAGGGGGGGUCAGUCAGAGGGGGGGUCAGUCAGAGGGGGGGUCAGUCAGAGGGGGGGGUCAGUCAGAGGGGGGGUCAGUCAGAGGGGGGGUCAGUCAGAGGGGUGGGGUCAGUCAAAGGGGGGGGUCAGUCAGAGGGGGGGUCAGUCAGAGGGGGGGUCAGUCAGAGGGGGGGUCAGUCAGAGGGGGGGUCAGUCAGAGGGGGGGUCAGUCAGAGGGGGGGUCAGUCAGAGGGGGGGUCAGUCAGAGGGGGGGUCAGUCAGAGGGGGGGUCAGUCAGAGGGGGGGUCAGUCAGAGGGGGGGUCAGUCAGAGGGGGGGUCAGUCAGAGGGGGGGUCAGUCAGAGGGGGGUCAGUCAGAGGGGGGGUCAGUCAGAGGGGGGGUCAGUCAGAGGGGGGGUCAGUCAGAGGGGGGGUCAGUCAGAGGGGGGGUCAGUCAGAGGGGGGGGUCAGUCAGAGGGGGGGUCAGUCAGAGGGGGGGUCAGUCAGAGGGGGGGUCAGUCAGAGGGGGGGUCAGUCAGAGGGGGGGUCAUGCAACACCCGCAAGGGUCUGGAACUCACCCGCCUCACGCUGCUGGAUGCCCACGGCAAGGUGCUGCUAGACGAGCUGGUGAAGCCUGACAGUCCCAUCACCAACUACAAUACGCAGUUCUCCGGCAUAACGCCACAGAUGCUGGCCGGAGUGACAACCACUCUGCAGCAGGCACAGGAGCAUUUUCUCGGCAUAGUCAGCGCAGAGACCAUCCUGGUCGGCCAUUCCACAGAGAGCGAUCUGCACGCGAUCCGGGCCGUCCAUCUGCGCGUGAUCGACACGUCACUCCUCUUCCCCCACCCCCGCGGGCCGCCCUUCAAGUGCGCUCUGCGCUUCCUGGCAGUGGAUUACCUUGGGAGGACCAUACAGGCUGGCUGGUGGGGGGGACAGGGUGGGGAAGGGCGAGCAGGGAGGGGAAGGAGAGGGGGGAUGAGAGGGGGGUUGAGAGGAGGAUGGUCGUUUCACAGGGGGAGGGGUGGUGCUGCUAGUGGUGGUGCUGAUGGUGCCGCUUCUGCUGCUGCUGCUGCAGCGACAGUGGCAGCUUCAGCGGUGGCAGGUGGUGUUGGUGAUGGUGCUGCUGGUGCUGCAAGGGGUUACCGCAGGAGUAACACGUGGUGUCGUAAUGAUCAAAAUUCAGUGGCAGCAGCACCGCCCGCUACCGCAGCAGGAGGUGUGGGUGGUGAGGGAGAGGCGGCAGCAAACGGCGGGCAGCAUGAGGCUGUGCGUGGGAGCACAGGAGGUCCCCACUUCGGGCUGCCUUGA
Messenger RNA from Closterium sp. NIES-65, 2733 nucleotides. Lineage: Eukaryota; Viridiplantae; Streptophyta; Zygnematophyceae; Desmidiales; Closteriaceae. The record is from the annotation of a GenBank genome assembly.